Molecule: messenger RNA, 4575 nt
Organism: Kickxella alabastrina
Lineage: Eukaryota; Fungi; Kickxellomycota; Kickxellomycetes; Kickxellales; Kickxellaceae
Product: rab-GTPase-TBC domain-containing protein
Exons: 1
Coding region: 435-4511 (1358 amino acids)
Source: RefSeq, a predicted model, not a curated record
GAACAAUCGAUGCUAUCACACAUGGUUUUUAUUUAUUUCUUUGUGUGAAAAAUUAAUUAUCCUUCUUUUCCAAUACUUUUUCUCUUUGUCCGAAUUCUUUUAUUGCCCUGCCCUGCCCCGGUCAGCCUACUGUGUGGGUGCUUGUGCACAGCUCUAAUAAAAAAGAGGCGAAAGGAAAAAAAGCCAGAAGAAAAAAUGAGCAGUAAAAAAAAUUUCAAGGGUGAGUGAGGGAGAAAAUGAGGGAGGGGAAGAGUGCCAAAAAUAGUGCCAAAGUGUGCCCGCAUUAAUUUUCAUGUCUAUCAUAUUUUCUCCUCUUUAUUUUUGCUCCUUUUCCUGAAACGAAAUUCCACUAUUCAAAAAUCUAUUUUUCUAUUUGUCUAUUUAAAUUAUAUAUUUCUCAUCUCUUCUUUUGUUUUUUAUCUCGUUCCUAAUUUAUGACCGCUGCAGAGCCUUCAGUUGCAAUGACAGCAGAAGCAGCUCCAGUCAAAAAAUCACUACGGUCGAAGCGCCUUAUGCGUCCGGCAGCCGCCAAUGCCAACAGCACCAAGGCAGCCAGCGAUGCGCCACCGCCACCGCCGCCGCCACCGCCGCCACCCAUUCCAUCACUGGAUUUCAACACAGAGGAAAUCCCGCCCAUGCCCACUUUUACCAAGGCGACCCCUUCGCCAGCAGACACGCAUGGCAACCGCAAACCCAUGUCAACGGACGAAACAGACUACCAGCACUCAGCAACUGACACCGAAACUCUGUUUGCGUCGGCGACCACAGAAAGACACCGCAGCCCAUCGGCGGCAUCGACCACUGGGUCGUUCAAGUCUCUUAGCAGGGAAAAUGCGUCGCCCAGAUUGUCUUCUUCUGCUGCUGCCACGCCGCGGUCUCGUACCGGCAGCUUUGGCAGCGUUGGCGGGCGGAGCUUCAAGGACGAUGAGAGCGCUAGGAUUAUGGACUUUGAGAAUGUUGAUUUGAGGGCCGCGGACUCGCAGGCCUUGUCGAGGCGGUCGAGCAAGGCGCGUAGGGCGUCGUUCCGGAGCAUCGAUGGCAGGUCGCCAGUUAUUUUGGGGACCCAGGGCGAUGAGUUUGGCGCGCCACAGGGCAUGGAUGCCUUUGAGUUUGGGGUGCCCCUGAUGGCUGACGAGGGCAGUGGGUUUGCAAACAUGCCGGAUGUGCCACAGAUCCCCCUGGCUUUCGUGGAGGAGGCGCCAAGGAAGGAUGCAGUCAAGGAGGAGCAGCAGCAGCCAGAGGCCUCCUCCUACGAGCCUGCCUAUGCAUUUGGUCAGGCCCCUGCCUCUGAUUUCAACUACCCUGCUCCGGCUUUUGAUUUUAACCAAGACCACGCCCACGAGCCUAAGAGUGACUCCAACGACGAGCCCAAGAACGACUUCAACGACAAGUUCAAGAAUGACUUCAAUGGCAAGUUCAAGAACAACUUCAACGACAACCUCGAAACGCCGGCAAUCCACUCUGCAACGCAAAUCAUCGACUCCACUGUCGCCAAGAUGCACACUAUUCCACACGACCAGGCGGACAAUACGCACAGCUCAGACUCUUUGGCUCGACUCGACUCCCACACUAAUCCGAUGCUGCAAAUCCCGUCGAUCUCCUCGGCAGCUCUCGAGUCUGUCCACGACACAUUGGGCAGCAUGACAGAGACAGCCAACGGGUCCGGAAACAGCGCCAAGGAGUACGCGUUGGGUCGCAGCGUGAGCAUGCGCUACGGCAAUGGCAACGCGGCCACUGGAGCAGGCGGCACUGGGCGCAGGCGUCCAUCGCUUGCAGUUAGCAGCAAGGCCAAGAACAGGCGCUCUAUAAUGCUUACCUCAUUUGUGCCGCCCGUCGGGAUGAGCGGCGGGCCCAACACCGGCAGUCCCUCCAGACUCUCCGUCGAAAGCCAGUCUUCAGCUCUUUCCGCCCUUUCCGCCCUUUCUGGUAUUGCCGCUGCUGCCCCCGCUGCUGCCGCUGCCGCCGCUAAUGCCGACACAAUCAGCGCCGAGUCCUCGGCCGUCGACAUUUCGAUCGGCGGCAAAACCUUCCAGCGCACGUCACUGCUCGACGGCAGUGCGCAGCAACAGCAGCAGGUGAGACGCAGCAACAGGAUAUCUCCCGAGAUGGGCAUGUCCGCCAUUCGCCUGAGACCCAGCUCGGAGGUCGCCGCGGCGGAUGCCCUGACUCCAGAGAACGACAAGCCUGUGGCCAAGACUGCGCUGCAGAGCAUUGGCGAGCGCAUCGGCAGUGCUGUGGGCGUCAUUAAGGAGGAGACUGCCGAGCCCGAGUGGCUCAAGGAGGUGCAGCGCCGGAAGCGCGAGGCGCUGGAAAAGGAGGAGGUGGAGCGUGCCACGAUAGCUGCUGUUGCCGCCGAGCGCGCUGCCAUUACGGCCGUCACUACUGCCGACGCCACUGCCGUUGCUGCGGCUGCAGCUGCGGCUGCUUCCGCUGCUGCUUUUGUCUCCACGGAGACCACGCCCCCAAAGGUCCCGCAGAAGCCCAAGCUGAAGCUUGCCGGCCACGCUGCAGAUGAGGACAGCCUGCCACUGACCGAUAUCAAUCUCACGCCGCGCAACGAAGUGGUUGCGUGGCCAACAAUGGACACGGAGAAGCCGCUGCCCUUGAUGUCCGCGCCGCCAGCUUCUGGCGGCUCGGCCACGGGCACGACACCAGCCCCGCCGGCGCGGUCCAUCUACCGCUCGCUGUCGGCGUCGCUGGGCAUGGGCAACUCGGCCGCCUUUGCGCCCAGCACUGCACCACAGAGCGGCCCGCCCCUGUUGGCAGUGUCCGAGCGCCAGCGCGCCACGUCGCAGUCGGAGAUGUCGCCGACACCCAACCAGAACAGCCUGUUUGCCGCUGUCUCUUCCUUCUUUGGCCGUGCUAGCAUUCCGCAGCCCGCACCGCCGCCAGCGCAGCCCGCAUCGGCAACCGUGGCACAGCCAGCGCCGGCGGCGAGCGCAGACAGCCGCGGUAUUCUGGAGUUCCCCGGCAUGCGGCCAAGCCAAUCGGAUGCCCAGCACACGCCUGUCUCGGCAGCCGAGUCUCAGACAGCCAGCGACCCGGCGAUGGACGAGCUUUUGCACCAGCUGGAGGCACAGAACCAGCAGAUCCUCAAGGAUAACAAGGCGCGCGUGUUUACGCGCGAGACGCUCGUCGAGGACGAACCUGUAGAUGACUUUAACAGCGAGGGCAACGCCGACUGGGACUUUUGGGGCAACCUGAUCAACAACUACGACCGCGUUUCCAAGACCGAGCCACGCAAGCUUGCGCGCUCCGUGCAUAUUGGCAUUCCCAAGGCCAUCCGCGGCACUGUGUGGCAGCUAAUGACGUGCUCGCGCAGCGACCCGGCGCUCAACCUGGCGUUCCGCAAGCUGGUUGUGCAGCCGCUAAGCGACGACAGCGAGGAGGAAGCCAAGCACGAGAAGCAGAUCCGCCAUGACCUCGCCCGCACCUUCCCCAAGCUGGACUACUUCCGCGACGCCUCGGGCGCAGGCCAAGAGGGCCUGUACAGCGUGCUGCGCGCCUACGCGCUGUAUGACCCCGAGGUUGGCUACUGCCAGGGCUUGUCCUUUGUUGUCGGCCCGCUGCUGCUGAAUAUGCCCGAUGAGGAGGCAUUCUGCGUCCUGGCACGCCUCAUGUUCACCUAUGGCUUGCGCGGCCACUUUCUGCCCAGCAUGGACGACCUGCAGCUGCGCCUGUUCCAGUUUGACCACGUUCUACGCGAGACGCUGCCGCGGCUGUCGCGCCACUUUCAGCAGCAGGGCGUUGAGCCCACCAUGUACGUAUCGCAGUGGCUCAUGACCAUGUUUGCCUACCGUCUGCCCAUCGAGCUGACCUUCCGUCUUUUCGACGUUGUAUUUGCCGAGGGCCUCGACGCGCUCCUGCGUGUAGCCAUCUCAGUGUUGAAGCGGUCGCAGACGCGGCUGCUCAGCCUGCAGUUUGAGGCCAUCUUGCAGUACCUCAACGACGGUCCCUUAUUUGCCUUCUACUCGCACGCGUCACCAGAUAUGCUUGUUAGGGACGCCAACCUGGUCACUGCCGUGACGCCGCGCAUGCUAGAGAAGCUGCGGCGCCGGUACAUCGAGGAGAUGGAGCGCAAGAUCGAGGAGGAAGAGGAGGGCAACCGUGUGCGCACAGAGAACGAGGCGCUGCGCUUGGAAACUGCGCAGCUCAAGCAGACACUGCAGAGCAUGGGCUCUGAGUAUACGGAGCUCUCCACCGCCUAUGCUGCCAUGCAGUCAGAGGCCAGGCAGCAGAAGGAGGACGGCGACAGGCUGCGGCAGACCGUGGCUGAGCUGGAGGGUCGGCUGAAGGGCGAGCGGAAGAGCGCCGAGGAGCAGCUGCGCGAGGAUAUGGGUUUGCUCGCACAAAAGAACGUCGCGCUGGUCGUGAAGAACCAACAGCUGGAGGAUAGCUUGCAGGAUAUGGAGUCGGCUCUGAUCCAGAUCAAGAUUUUGUACGCGGAGAGUGAGAGCCAGCGCGAAGUGCUGUUUAAGCAAUUUGAUGAUCUCAGAAAGGCACUCAAGUAGCGCUGUUAUUUUUUCAAAUACUUUUCUUUCGUUAUAUAUACAUAUAUUAUUUUUACUUCAUAUA